This is a messenger RNA of Dufourea novaeangliae, 2168 nucleotides long. RefSeq names its product ralBP1-associated Eps domain-containing protein 1 (gene Reps). Bases 280 to 2145 code for a protein of 621 amino acids. Gene Ontology annotation, cellular component: cytoplasm; plasma membrane. Gene Ontology annotation, molecular function: protein binding; calcium ion binding. Gene Ontology annotation, biological process: endocytosis; endosomal transport. NCBI's taxonomy places the organism in Eukaryota, Metazoa, Arthropoda, Insecta, Hymenoptera, Halictidae. The record is from RefSeq and is a predicted model, not a curated record. The transcript has 5 exons.
GGAAACGGAAAGAUGGCGGUCAAGCCAUAAUUUUGCGAUGCAUCGGAUAUAGUUUAUAAAUGGGGCGUCUCACUUUCCCAAGGGAUUUAUCCGAGUCAUAAUAUUAUCGUACGAUGUGACCACGCUGAUUACGACCAUCCCGUGAAGCAAAUCUUGUGAAGAACGGAAGAAAACAUAGAAGAGGGAGAAGAAGGGAGAAGAGAGAAAGAGAACGGACACCCAGUUUAUACGUAACGAGUGUCGAAGCGGUUCAUUGCUCCGCUCUAACUUAUCGCCAAGAUGGAUUGGGACUCGAUCACGAUAGCGAACCUUCACUUAACGAUGACCGAACACCAAUACUACGAGGACAUUUUUAGUUAUUGUUGCGAAAACACUGACAGCGAGAGUGUACCGGUGAUCAAAGUCGCCGAGCUGCUACGCUCGGCAAAUUUACCAGGACUUGUCACGAUGAAGAUAUUGGAUAUUUGUUUUGGAACUGAAGCACCUUGCAUCGCAACACACCUUGGAAAGAAACAAUUUUAUGGAUUAUUGAAACUUGUGGCAGCUCAUCAAGCAGGACUUAAUAUUCGCAAAGACUUAAUCACUAUACUUUUAGACGUCAUAAGGCUGCCAAAAUUUACUUGGCCAACAUCAGGGGAUGAAGAUGACAAAAGAAGUUUUGAUUCAUAUAGAGCUGUGAAAGGUCGACAUCAUGCUCCUGAAAGUACUACAGAAAGUGAAAGCGAAGCAGAAUCUCCAAGGGAAACUGGAGGCAGUACAGAUUCACCGACACCAACAAACAGUAUAAUACAAGAACGAAAUAAUGAUAUAGGUGGUGAAACAAUAUUGGACUCCGUGACAGGAGGUUGGCAAGGUUUAUCUGAAGAACUAAGACAAUUAUUAGGGACUGAAGAAGAAAGUUCAGAACGUCACAGCAGUGACGAAGGUGAUAGUGAUGGUGAUUGCUCAGGAUUUCCACCAGAAGUAUGGAUAAUAACUGACGAACAACGUGACUAUUAUACAACUCAAUUUUCGCAGCUACAAUUAGAUUCUGAUGGACUCCUGCAUGGUCAUAUUGCCAGGACAUUUUUCCAAAAAUCUGGCCUUCCUUUUGAAGAACUUAGUCACAUUUGGCGGCUAGCAGAUAUAACCAGGGAUGGGGCAUUGAGUUUAGAAGAAUUUCUUGUGGCUAUGCAUUUGGUUGUGUUACGAAGAAAUCAUGUGCCUCUACCUGAUGUGUUACCUCCACCUCUAUUAAAUCCACUGCUUACAACUGCUCAGAGAACUCCACCUAAUACCACAAGCACUUGUGAAAAAAACAAAGAAUGGACAAAAUUUGUGGAUUCUCCAACCGGAACUAAUAGCUCCCUUACGAUCCCAGGUCUGCAAUUAGUAAAUUUUGAUUUUCAAAAGUCUGAUGUUGCGAAAGAUCCUAAAAUUUUGCAUCCAGUACCAUUACGCUUAACACCUGAAGCAGCUAUUCUUGCUUCUGGAGCAAAUGGUAAUAGUAAUAGUUGCACUACAUUAGGAGAUGAUGACCUUCAACCUGCUGCAACAGCAUUGCUUCAGAGACCUUUAAUUAAAAAACCAUCUGCUCCUCCUGAAGAUGGACUUAUUGUAACUCCAAAGAAGGAACCACCACCUCCACCACCACCCAGGCCAUAUAGAACACAUGCAAGAAGUUCUAGUCUUGAUCUUAAUAAACUAGGGAAAAAUGGUCAAAGUUUCCUUGGAGCACCUCCACUAAUUCCGCCUAGAGUCUCACCUGGAAUUACUUCACCUCGAAAGUUGGUUGGGCAAAAAAGUGAGGGAGAGGGACAAAAAACUUUAAGUGAUAAUCAAAGUUUUGUCGCUGAUUUUUCUCACUUUUCUCCAAAGAGCGAACUACCAGAAAAUCUGCCUUCGGAAAGCACUACUCCUCAAUCACUACGAUUUAGUGGUGUCUGUGGUGCAUUUCAUAUUUAUAGAAAACCCAGUCCGAAACGAGAAGGAGGAGAAGAGGACACCCCGAAGGACGAAGUGGAAGAAUCGAAAAAGUUAACGUUACAAGAGUUGCGAGAAAAGAAUGCUGAAUUGCGAUUAGUUUGCGAAGAAUUAACACGAGAAUUAACCAACGCACUCCAGGAACGUAUAAAUCUUCGUGCGAAACUUUUACUUUUAACAUGAUGGAAUUUGUUACCAUUUGUGAA